AUGCCCAGAUCUCUGUGGCUGGGCUGCUCCAGCCUGGCGGACAGCAUGCCCUCGCUGCGAUGCCUGUAUAACCCAGGGACUGGCGCACUCCCAGCUUUCCAGAAUUCCUCUGAGAGAGAAGACUGUAAUAAUGAUGAGCCCCCUAGGAAGAUCAUUCCCGAGAAGAAUUCACUUAGACAGACCUACAACAGCUGUGCGAGACUGUGCUUAAACCAGGAAACAGUAUGUCUAGGAAGCACUGCUAUGAAGACUGAAAAUUGUGUGGCCAAAACAAAACUUGCCAAUGGCACUUCCAGUAUGAUUGUGCCCAAGCAAAGAAAACUGUCUGCAAGCUAUGAGAAGGAGAAGGAACUCUGCGUCAAGUAUUUUGAACAGUGGUCUGAGUCUGACCAGGUGGAGUUUGUGGAGCACCUCAUCUCCCAGAUGUGUCACUACCAGCAUGGACAUAUAAACUCAUACCUCAAACCCAUGUUACAGCGGGACUUCAUCACUGCACUGCCAGCUCGGGGAUUGGAUCACAUUGCUGAGAACAUUCUGUCAUACCUGGAUGCCAGAUCAUUGUGUGCUGCUGAGCUGGUGUGCAAAGAGUGGUACCGGGUGACGUCGGAUGGCAUGCUGUGGAAGAAGCUCAUCGAGAGAAUGGUCAGGACAGACUCCCUGUGGAGGGGCUUGUCAGAGAGGAGAGGAUGGGGACAAUAUCUAUUUAAAAAUAAACCUCCUGAUGGGACUGCCCCACCCAACUCCUUCUACAGAGCACUUUACCCCAAAAUUAUACAGGACAUAGAGACAAUAGAGUCAAACUGGCGGUGUGGAAGGCACAGUUUACAGAGAAUCCACUGCCGAAGCGAGACAAGCAAAGGGGUUUAUUGUUUACAGUAUGAUGAUCAGAAGAUAGUAAGUGGCCUACGAGACAAUACUAUCAAGAUCUGGGAUAAGAAUACAUUGGAAUGCAAGCGAAUUCUCACCGGACACACGGGUUCUGUCCUGUGCCUCCAGUACGAUGAACGGGUUAUCAUUACUGGAUCUUCAGACUCAACAGUCAGGGUAUGGGACGUGAAUGCAGGCGAGAUGCUGAAUACACUGAUUCACCACUGCGAAGCAGUACUGCACCUCCGCUUCAAUAACGGCAUGAUGGUGACAUGUUCCAAAGACCGUUCCAUUGCUGUGUGGGACAUGGCUUCACCAACAGACAUCACCCUGAGGAGGGUGCUAGUAGGGCACCGAGCUGCCGUCAACGUAGUGGACUUUGAUGACAAGUACAUUGUAUCAGCAUCAGGUGACAGAACUAUAAAGGUAUGGAACACUAGUACCUGCGAAUUUGUGCGCACCUUAAAUGGCCACAAACGAGGCAUUGCAUGUCUGCAGUACAGAGACAGGCUAGUAGUGAGCGGCUCUUCAGAUAAUACUAUCAGGCUGUGGGAUAUCGAGUGUGGGGCGUGUUUACGAGUGCUGGAAGGCCAUGAAGAGUUGGUGAGAUGCAUACGCUUUGAUAACAAGAGGAUAGUCAGUGGGGCAUAUGAUGGGAAGAUUAAAGUGUGGGAUCUUGUGGCUGCUUUGGACCCCCGUGCUCCAGCUGGGACCCUCUGCUUGCGAACCCUUGUGGAGCAUUCUGGAAGAGUCUUUCGACUGCAGUUUGAUGAGUUCCAGAUCGUCAGCAGCUCACAUGAUGACACCAUCCUCAUCUGGGAUUUUCUGAAUGACCCAGCUGCCCAAGCAGAAUCCACUCGUUCCCCAUCCAGAACAUACACCUACAUCUCAAGAUAAAUAACACUACACUGUACCUCACACUCGCACAGGUAAAAAAAAAAAAAAAA
This is a messenger RNA of Opisthocomus hoazin, 1814 nucleotides long. The record is from RefSeq and is a predicted model, not a curated record. NCBI's taxonomy places the organism in Eukaryota, Metazoa, Chordata, Aves, Opisthocomiformes, Opisthocomidae.